ACGGCGCGGGCGGGGCGGGGGGCGCGGCUCGGAGCGCGGCGGCGGCUCAAGAACGGCGGGGCGGCCGGCGGCGGGGAACGGGACCGGGCGGGCCGGGGAGCACCGAGAGGGGCUGUGUGCUUUGUUGUGAAAGUGAAGCGGCUCUGGAAGGUCACACAGCCAUCUUCUCCAGGCAGGUGCUGCAGCUCACUGGCGUCAAGGACUUUGGGAAUACAGGUUUGAGCUUUCUAGAAGAUGAAGCCCUGGCUGCGGUUGGUGUUCUUUACCAGCGUUUUCUUGAUCUGGCAUACAGAAGCAGAGUUCUUCACUUCAAUAGGUCAAAUGACAGAUCUGAUUUAUGCAGAGAAGGACUUGGUACAGUCUUUGAAAGAAUACAUCCGAGCAGAAGAGACCAAGUUGUCCCAGAUUAAAAGCUGGGCUGAGAAAAUGGAUGUGCUGACAAGCAAAUCCACUUCGGAUCCGGAAGGGUACCUGGCCCACCCUGUGAAUGCAUAUAAGCUGGUGAAGCGUUUGAAUACUGAUUGGCUGGAAUUAGAAAACCUGGUUCUUCAGGACACAACAAAUGGCUUUAUCACAAAUCUCACAAUUCAGCGUCAGUUUUUUCCAACUGAAGAGGAUGAGACAGGGGCUGCCAAGGCUCUGAUGCGCCUGCAGGACACAUACAAACUGGAUCCUGAAACACUCUCUCGAGGGAACUUGCCAGGAACAAAAUAUAGAUCGUCAUUGACAGUGAGUGACUGCUUUGGUAUGGGCAAGACUGCUUACAAUGAUGGCGACUACUAUCACACAGUACUCUGGAUGGAACAAGCCUUAAAACAGCAUGAUGAGGGGGAGGAUACUACAGUCAGCAAAGUGGAGAUCCUAGAUUAUCUCAGCUAUGCUGUCUUCCAGUUUGGAGACUUACACAGAGCCAUGGAGCUUACAAGGCGCCUGAUAUCCCUUGACAGUACUCAUGAGAGAGCAGGCAGUAAUCUGCGGUACUUUGAGAAGCUGCUGGAGAAGGAGAGAGAGAAGUCCUCAAACAAGACAGUUGCAGCAACAGAACCAGUGGUGCAAAGUGGUGCCUAUGAGAGACCUCUUGACUACUUGCCGGAGCGUGAUAUCUAUGAGGCCCUCUGUAGAGGUGAAGGGGUGAAAAUGACGCCUCGGAGGCAGAAAAGGCUUUUCUGUAGGUACCAUGAUGGAAACAGAAACCCACAUCUGCUCAUAGCUCCCUUUAAAGAAGAAGAUGAAUGGGAUAGCCCUCAUAUUGUACGCUACUAUGAUGUCAUGUCUGAUGAAGAAAUUGAGAAAAUUAAACAGCUGGCAAAGCCAAGGCUGGCACGAGCCACAGUCCGUGAUCCCAAAACCGGUGUCCUUACAGUGGCUAGCUACAGAGUGUCAAAAAGUUCAUGGUUGGAGGAAGAUGACGAUCCUGUUGUGGCUAAGGUGAAUCAACGAAUGCAGCAGAUCACAGGGUUAACAGUGAAAACAGCUGAGCUGUUGCAGGUUGCUAAUUAUGGAAUGGGAGGGCAGUAUGAGCCACACUUUGAUUUUUCUAGGAAAGAUGAGCCAGAUGCUUUCAAGCGGUUAGGGACUGGAAAUCGUGUGGCCACUUUUUUAAACUAUGUACCAAGCAGGAGGACGCCAGAGUGGUAAUAACAUCUGCUUUAAACAGAAAUCCAAGUUGCAGUGAAGAAUGUGGGGGGUGUGGGAAUUGUAUUCAUGAUUGCUGACACUUUGUGGGAACUGGAUGUGACUAAUUUGUUUCUUUCCAUUAGUACCUGAUUGAAAAACUUACUGAGAUGAGCAGAAAGAUUACUUACUUUAAUGGAAGUGUUUCCAGGGACUUUAGGUUUUGAGUCACAUCUGUAGAGCUCAUCACUGCUAACAGAUUCAACAGGGUUAAGUUCAUUCCAGUGUAGAACAACAAAGCAUAAAGACGUAAGCAUUUCUUUAGAGCCUCAUUGCUGUAUGUGUUAAAGCACUAGAAAUAGAAUUGAGAUAUUGGGGAACAACAAACAAAGAAACAGUGCGGAGAAGUGAGGUUUUCCAGUUGUACAGAUUUUUGAAGUGGUUGACCAAGAUGCUAAACUAAAUUAUGAAAACGAGUUCCAAGGACACGGUUUCAAUUUGAGGAAAUGUGGUUUAACAGGCACUUACUUUUCUAAUUGAAUCAUAGACCAGAAUGAAAUUCUGAAACUAACUUACUCUGAAGUCCUCUCCCUUGUUCUAGAGUACUAGCUUAUUAAUGCUGCAGGGGAAAUAUUUUUUUUUAUGGUUAACUUGUAUAAUAUGUACUUGUAGAUCAGCACUUCAUCAAGCUUACUCAUGAAUAAAAGCCUUCAGCUGAAAUAACAGCCUUCAAUAAUGGGCUUAGCAAUUCAUGCUGGUUGAAAUCCAUCUCUUCUUUGUUACUGCGACUCACAGAGGUGUGAAUUGUGUUAGGACAAGGGGCACUUGAGCUUGUGGGUCUGUAUGUACAAAAGUACGUACAGUCGGUUUGACUUUGUUUUCUCAUUUUGUUU
Molecule: messenger RNA, 2507 nt
Organism: Numida meleagris (helmeted guineafowl)
Lineage: Eukaryota; Metazoa; Chordata; Aves; Galliformes; Numididae
Gene: P4HA2
Product: prolyl 4-hydroxylase subunit alpha 2
Exons: 14
Coding region: 235-1638 (467 amino acids)
Biological process (GO): peptidyl-proline hydroxylation to 4-hydroxy-L-proline
Cellular component (GO): endoplasmic reticulum
Molecular function (GO): protein binding; L-ascorbic acid binding; procollagen-proline 4-dioxygenase activity
Source: RefSeq, a predicted model, not a curated record